Molecule: messenger RNA, 891 nt
Organism: Suillus fuscotomentosus
Lineage: Eukaryota; Fungi; Basidiomycota; Agaricomycetes; Boletales; Suillaceae
Exons: 1
Coding region: 288-743 (151 amino acids)
Source: RefSeq, a predicted model, not a curated record
CGGCUAGCAAGGCCAAGUAAGAAACCUUAAUGAAGCGCCGGACUAGCAGAUCUCGGUAAAGGAUCACUAUGUGAUGUUGUCCCAACGCAGGUCAAGUCGGAGAACCUGCGGUAUGCGGAAAAAACAAGGCCUGAUGCGAAUACCAAACCUUAUAGGUCCAUCUAAAUCCAAGUAUUACGGGCGGCCACGGAUGGAACGAACGGAACAAACGCUACUAGUGCGGCGAUCUCAAUUUGCCAUGACAGGUUGGAUAUUUGGGGCAUCACAUCACAGGAAAUUGACCACGAAUGUGGAAUCAUCUUUGCGUUUGUGCAUGCAAAUGGUUACUGGCGGCAGGUCCCCGACAAGCACCUGUAUACAGCAUGUGUUUUAUGGCCAGAUCGGUGGGAAGGUGUCCGACUGAGCCUCAAGAUGUCAUGCUUGUGGAACGCAUGAUAAUCUGCAAUUUUGUGCGGUAUGUACAAUGGAAAUUUUACGGUAUCCUGUGGUGUUUUGAGCUCAUUCACUUUUUUCCUGCAAGUGGAUGUGGUAAUUUGAUUGCACUGGUAGAACAUAGAGUGGCUGGGCGCAUCGUAUUGCAUCCACAGGAAGGGGAUCAUACCCGUAAAUAUAACGAAAUUAUCAGAGGUAAAGUUUGGGGCUCACGGUUUGAAACAAUAAGACCCUUGGGCGCUUUGGUCGUGAUCCGAUGGUGUGGGAUGGCGCUGGUCACCGGCUGUCGUGCGGCUUAUCAGUUAUCGUAAUUCAUAGAACGGUCAGCUUCGCAAUGGCGGCUCCUUCGGAUGAUCCGGGUCCGUCCGGCCUACUGAGUUCACUGAAGGCCAGCUAGUGACGGUGACGGUUCAGAAAAUUCCUUUCAAAGAAUUUAGCAAUGUGUUGGCGCACGGCAAA